CCGAGCGGGGAGGCGGGCUGCGUGUUUCCGGAAGACGUGGCGGCCCGGUUUGUGCCCGCUUCCCCCGGGCCCGCGCCGCCGCCACCAUGAUCUCCCUGUCGGACACGCAGAAGAUUGGAAUGGGAUUAACAGGCUUUGGUGUGUUUUUCCUUUUCUUUGGAAUGAUUCUGUUUUUUGACAAAGCACUUCUGGCUAUUGGAAACGUUUUAUUUGUGGCUGGCCUGGCUUUUGUUAUUGGUUUAGAAAGAACAUUUAGAUUUUUCUUCCAGAAACACAAAAUGAAAGCCACAGGCUUUUUCCUGGGUGGCGUGCUUAUAGUUCUUAUUGGUUGGCCCUUGAUAGGCAUGGUCCUUGAAAUUUAUGGGUUCUUCCUUUUAUUCAGGGGUUUCUUUCCUGUGGUGGUUGGCUUUAUUAGAAGAGUUCCAGUUCUUGGUUAUCUCUUGAAUUUACCUGGUAUAAGUUCGCUUGUAGAUAAAGCUGGAGAAAGCAACAACAUGGUAUAAUGACAAGUGCACGGAAGACUGGUUCUGAAGUUACUGUAUUAUUUAUAAAGUCCUUUUGAAGAAUAUUCAGCACAAAGUAAAUUGUGUACAAAGGAAAAGCUUGCAACAUUCUUUACAUAAGUUUAAUUUAAAACGUAUAGUCUACAGAAUACAUUAGAAAAGAAGCUCAGCAAGUGUGCUUCUAAGAAAAUGACUCAAAAUUCAGUAAGUAAACUGAAGAGGUCAAAGUCAUGGGAUAAUCCAUGUGUAACAACUGUUCAAGACAGCUUUCCCUGUUCUUGGAAAACACGCUAACUGCAAGGAACCUUCCUGGAACGAAUGAUGCCUGUACUUUACCUCCUUAUUUUGAAGGUGCAGUAGAGUAAACAGGUCUUGAUUUCUGAAGCACUCCCCUUCUGCCAACCCAACCUUCCACCUGCCUUCCUCAAAAAAAUAAAGUCCCUCUUUAACAAGAGAUGUUUUUUCCAUGGAAUUAAGAUGGAUGGUCAUCUUUAGGUGUGUGUAACAACAAUGGAGACCCCCACACAUUUCUGCUGAAAAUUUUUUUGUAAAUAUGUGGCUAAAGUAAACUUCUGUUAUCUUAAUGUUUCAAAGCCAAAUGUAGUUGAUUGUGUUUGUCUCCUGUUUUGGAAUAUGCAAAUGGUCAAUCUUAAGUAAUGUUUGAUCUUGAACCUGUACAGUUCAACAAGGAAGUUUGAAAACUGAUUUACUCUCCUUUGGGUUUGUUCUCCUUUUUCAUGUUACUGUGGGCACAUGCAGAUGAGACUAGCCAUUUUGUUACUAAAUAAAUCCUUGCAUGUCAAGGACCAUUGAUGCAAUGAUGUAUUGGGUGAAGGUGCUAAUAUAAACCCUGUGAAAUGCAUACAGAAUAUGGUUUUUAAGUAGUGGGAAGCUUUGCCUUUCUUUCUUGCCCAAGAAAUACAAAAUAAAUAUGGGGGGGGGGGGGAGAAGGAGUUUAAUAGUAAUUACAAGCUUUAAGUAUUGUCUGUCUUUGAAAGAUUUAAUUUAAAAGUUACCUGGAGAACUUGUCAAUCUGAGUAUCUUUAUAAGUGGCUUAAUUGCUCUUUGUUGUCUACAGACAUUUCUAAAUGAUCAUGUCAAUCAUGGGAAAAUUGCAGUUACAAAUAUGUAUCUGAUCUGCAUUAUAGUAGCAUUUGGCAUAAACCUGGAAUAAAAGGUUCCCUGGUACUGCAAAAGUAGCAUGUUUCUAUUUCUGCUGGAAUGUCUAACAUCAUGCACUUCCAAAUGACUGAGACUUGGUAGUAUCUUCAUUUAACCUGAGCAAACAACCUA
Messenger RNA from Gavialis gangeticus (Gharial), 1796 nucleotides. RefSeq names its product golgi transport 1B (gene GOLT1B). The transcript is spliced from 5 exons. The coding region runs from base 87 to 503 and encodes 138 amino acids. Lineage: Eukaryota; Metazoa; Chordata; Crocodylia; Gavialidae. Gene Ontology annotation, cellular component: endoplasmic reticulum; membrane. The record is from RefSeq and is a predicted model, not a curated record. Gene Ontology annotation, biological process: endoplasmic reticulum to Golgi vesicle-mediated transport; retrograde transport, endosome to Golgi.